GUCAUAUUUCAUCAUUCCACCAUCAUAUUGUCAAAAAGACUCAAAUAGUGCUUUGCCUCUUUGCAUAUUACACAAUUUUUGAGAUUGCUCCACUGCUCCAUAGCUUUCUAACUUAAUCACUCACAAGAUCCUACAACCUGCUGUGACCUAACUUGAUACCGUAUGUCUGUACAAGGCUUGAAGCACUUGCGAUUGAGAUCCGGCAUCCCAUCGAUACUGAAUUCUCGAGCUUCCUACCGACCAAGUUCCACACUACGGCCAGGACAACAUAUACAUCAUCCUUCUGCUGCAGCAUCAGCCUCCAGAAGUAGAACUUUCACAGCCACCGCGACAAUGAAGUUCACGCCGCCCUCGGAAGAACCUCCGAAACAUGAGAUGGUAUAUUUCCCCAACAUGACGACGUCGCUGCCGAGCGAGUCUGGAGAAUUCCGCCGUGUUCUGUGGACAGGGCUGUAUAGUCAAUUGGUCUUGAUGACUGUUCCCGUCGAUGGUGAAAUUGGUGAUGAGAAACACACCGUCGACCAGAUCCUGACCUUCACGUCGGGUUCAGGCAAAGCCACGAUAAACGGCAAAGACCAAGAUGUCAAGGCCGGUGAUCUCAUCAUAGUCCCUGCUGGCACCCAGCACCAGUUCAUCAACACUGGCCCAACACCACUGAUCUUGUAUACUGUUUAUUCCCCAGCUGAGCACAAGCCGACGAGCGUGCACAAGGAUAAGGAGCAGGGCGAUCGGGAGGAGGAGGAGGGUAUCGAUGUUGCACCGGAAUGGAGCCAGAGAAGUAAGGCUGAGAACGAGAAGCUCGGGUUGGUCGAACCCGAGGAUCAUUGAGACGAUGCAACGUCCUCGAGCGAGCGGAUGUAGAUUCCGAGGUCGUCGAAGCCAAAGAGGUACAAAACGGCGUCUUGUACC
This is a messenger RNA of Exophiala viscosa, 909 nucleotides long. RefSeq names its product RmlC-like cupin domain-containing protein. The record is from RefSeq and is a predicted model, not a curated record. The coding region runs from base 163 to 828 and encodes 221 amino acids. The transcript has 2 exons. NCBI's taxonomy places the organism in Eukaryota, Fungi, Ascomycota, Eurotiomycetes, Chaetothyriales, Herpotrichiellaceae.